AUGGUGGUUUAUUCUUUCUAUAUCUUUGACCGGCACGCGGAAUGCAUAUACAAACGACGCUGGUUUCCUCGUCCAAUCUCUACUUCAGGCAGCAAAUCUUCGCGACCGACCUCGGAAGCUUCUGCGCCAGCUACCAGCGCUCCUGUGCUUCUUGGCCAAUCCGCGCGGACAACCGAUGACGAUGCGAAGUUGAUCUUUGGUACUGUGUUUUCGCUCCGCAAUAUGGUGCGCAAAUUGGGAGGAGAGGACGACAACUUCGUCACGUACAAGACGAGCCAAUAUAAACUGCACUACUACGAGACGCCAACCAACAUAAAAUUCGUCAUGCUCACGGAUAUCAAGAGUCCAAGUAUGCGCGUUGCAUUGCAGCAGAUCUACAUCAAUCUCUACGUCGAAUACGUGGUCAAGAAUCCGUUGUCUCCUGUCGAGCAUCCAGGGGGUGUGGGCGUCAAUAAUGAGCUAUUUGAAGAGUCUCUAGAACAAUUUGUGACACGAGUCUUGUCGUGA
Messenger RNA from Aspergillus aculeatus ATCC 16872, 507 nucleotides. RefSeq names its product TRAPP subunit BET5. The coding region runs from base 1 to 507 and encodes 168 amino acids. Gene Ontology annotation, biological process: endoplasmic reticulum to Golgi vesicle-mediated transport. The transcript is spliced from 5 exons. Gene Ontology annotation, cellular component: TRAPP complex. NCBI's taxonomy places the organism in Eukaryota, Fungi, Ascomycota, Eurotiomycetes, Eurotiales, Aspergillaceae. The record is from RefSeq and is a predicted model, not a curated record.